Messenger RNA from Mesocricetus auratus (golden hamster), 644 nucleotides. RefSeq names its product histone H3-like. The coding region runs from base 21 to 434 and encodes 137 amino acids. The transcript has a single exon. The record is from RefSeq and is a predicted model, not a curated record. Lineage: Eukaryota; Metazoa; Chordata; Mammalia; Rodentia; Cricetidae. Gene Ontology annotation, molecular function: structural constituent of chromatin; protein heterodimerization activity; DNA binding. Gene Ontology annotation, cellular component: nucleosome.
GAGAAAGGAGCUUCUUCACGAUGGUACGCACCAAGCAGACAGCGCGGAAGUCGACGGGAGGCAAGGCUCCACGGAAGCCGCUAGCUAUGAAUGUGGCUUGCAAGACUGCACCGGCUACUGGCGUAGUGAAGAAGAAGCAGCGCCGCUACCGCCCAGGCACCGUGGCGCUUCGUGAGAUCCGCCGCUACCAGAAGACCACCGAGUUGCUGAUUCGCAGGGCGCCGUUCCAGCACUUGGUGCGUGAGAUAGCCCAGGGUUUCAAGACUGACCUGCGCUUCCAGAGCUCUGCGCUGAUGGCGCUGCAGGAGGCCUGCGAGGCCUACCUCGUGGCGCUGUUCGAAGACACCAACCUGUGUGCCAUCCACGCCAAGCGGGUGACCAUCAUGCCGAAAGACAUCCACCUGGCUCGUCGCAUUCGCGGAGAGCACUCUUAAACUUAGACUCCACAGGCUCCUGAUUAUUGCACUAUCCUAAACCCAAAGGCUCUUUUCAGAGCCACCCACCACAUCUAAAAAAGUGGUUGUAACCUUGUAUGUAAAUUUGAUCGAUAAUUGAAAAUAUAUGCAAUUUUUUUGCUUUUAAAAACUGGCCUCAGAAUAAAAUCUUUGAAACCUUAAAAAUAUCACAAUGAAUGCAUGGGUUGU